AUGGGCCUUCGGCUGGCCUUGUCCCUCCUGGCUUUCCAUCUGGUGACCUGCAUAUUGCAUUCGCCGGAGAUCCUGCGGAGCAAUGCCACGAUCUUGGCCUUCGGUGACUCGCUGACGGCCGCCGGGGCCGGCAGCAUUCCUUACGGAGUCUUCUUGGCCGAGAUCCUGGGAGCCCAGGUGGAGGUCCUGGGCGUCUGGGGCGAGACGUCCGAGAGGAUGCGGCAGCGUUUGACGAGGUUUCACGGUGCAAAAGCCCCAAGUGACCUGCCUGACGUGGUUCUGUUGCUGGGUGGCACAAACGACCUUAGCCAGGUGCCCGUGGCAGUCACGAUUUCAAACAUGAAGGCCAUGCACGAGCUUGCUGCCUCCUGGGGCGCCGUCGUCGGGGUGCUUGCUUUGCCGCGUUUCGUCAAUCCCAAGGUGGGUUCGGCCAAAACGCUCUUCGCGGUGAAUCAUGCCCUGGCCGAGCUUGAAGAAACCUACGGCUUUCCUUCCUUCUUCGUGAACUUAACCGAAGUCUCAUCCAGGCACUUGUACGACCGUCUGCACUUCACAUCGGAUGGGUACCUGAUCAUGGCAGAGAUGAUUGCAGAGAAAGUCUGGCCCUGGCUGUCGACUCUGUAG
Molecule: messenger RNA, 624 nt
Organism: Symbiodinium sp. CCMP2592
Lineage: Eukaryota; Dinophyceae; Suessiales; Symbiodiniaceae
Source: the annotation of a GenBank genome assembly